AUGUCACUUUUAGCUUCAUCACUAGCUGGAGCGAAUUAUAUGACUUCGAAUAACGAAGAUAGGGAAUCAGCUACGAACGGUGCUGCCGAGUUCACACGAAGGAAGAAAUGGCCCGAGAUAUUACUAAAGGAAUUAGUGGGAGGAUCCAUAUUUUGCUUGAAACCUGUUAUGACUAGAAAAGGUAGUGAACCGCACAGUGGGACCUCAUGGAGCUGGAAAAUCAUUUACAGUUCUCCUGCUGUUGGCGAGAUGUUAGGUCAAAAGCCCUCCGAGUUGGAAGGUAAAGAUUUCCUUGAUUUCGUGUUUGCCGCGGACCAUCCUCAAAUCCAAACAUUCUUUCAUCACCUACUAACACCUUCAUUACCUCAUCACGCAUCAUCUUCGACGACCAUAACAACAUCAUCCAAUUCACUUGAGAGAUCCAAUCCGAACUCAAAUCUUUCCCCUACGCAGGGAGAUUCUCAAACCACAUAUGUCAGAAUGAUCUCUGCUUCUUCCGACAGUUCUCCCGGAUCAGGAACAGGUUCAUCGUCGAAUGAUUCAUCAACAAACGCACAUACACCUUCGAAGAAAGUAGGACCUUUGGUAUGGGAAUUAAGAGCACAUGCAAGCGGUCUAGGUGAUGAACUACCAAUUCAAGGUACUGAAAAUCUGGGACCUUCAACAGGUCAAGGUACCGUAGUUCAACAUAAUGGCGAUAAUGCAAUGAAAGGUAAAGCGAUUUGGGUAAUGGGCAGAAAAGUUGGUGAAAACGUAACAGAAGUUGAAAGUAGUGGUAAUAGUGGUAGUGGUAACAGUAAUAGUAACAACGGUAAUAGCAACGGAACUGGAAAUAACCAAUCUCUCGAUGCAUUUCUGGAAUUGAAAUUGGAAAAUGAGAAAUUGAGAGAGGAAUUGAGAGAACUUCAAUUAGAUCUUGAUGAAGAAUUACCAACACGAAAAUCUUCAUUGGGAAAUAAUACGUCCCCUAUAAAAAUGCAUCCCUAUCAACUAUCUUCCUCACCUUCUUCUGCUGAAACGUCACCAUCAUCUUCAAGAUCAUCUUCACCCACAAGAAUAGCAUCUUCAUCCACUAAACCAAAAGCUAAAACCGGUAGACCACCAAAAGAAGGUAAAGAGAAAGAGAAGAAACGUAAAAAGUCUACUGCAGGCACAGGGAAAGAAGGUGAAGGGAUGCAUGUAUGUGUUACUUGCGGUAGAACAGAUAGUCCAGAAUGGAGAAAAGGUCCUCUAGGUCCAAAGACAUUAUGUAACGCUUGUGGUUUGAGAUGGGCUAAAAGGAACUCAACUCAGCCGACAAGAAAGGAUAAGAAACCGAACGUUGGGAAGAAUUGA
Messenger RNA from Kwoniella shivajii, 1335 nucleotides. RefSeq lists its product as uncharacterized. NCBI's taxonomy places the organism in Eukaryota, Fungi, Basidiomycota, Tremellomycetes, Tremellales, Cryptococcaceae. The transcript is spliced from 7 exons. The coding region runs from base 1 to 1335 and encodes 444 amino acids. Gene Ontology annotation, biological process: regulation of DNA-templated transcription. Gene Ontology annotation, molecular function: zinc ion binding; sequence-specific DNA binding. The record is from RefSeq and is a predicted model, not a curated record.